This is a messenger RNA of Peniophora sp. CBMAI 1063, 1260 nucleotides long. The record is from the annotation of a GenBank genome assembly. Lineage: Eukaryota; Fungi; Basidiomycota; Agaricomycetes; Russulales; Peniophoraceae.
AUGCCCAAACCGCCCCCCUUCGGCCUGCGCACGCCGCCUUCCGUAAACACGAGCGCGGCGUUCAGCCGUCAGCCGCUGCACAAAGAUCCGACGCCGAGUAUAUCGCGGUUGAAGGGGGGCGGGGGGAUGUUGGAGUGGGAGAGAGAGGGAGGGAAGAGGUUGAGCGAUCUGAAGGAGCACUGGGCGCCAUCUACCGAUCCAAUGCCUGCGAGUCUGCCAGCGAACAAGCCCGUGCCGACCUAUCGCAAGUCCUGGACGCCGGCACCCAAGCCUGAGCCCGUAGAGGACGAGAAUGGAUGGGACGCGCCGAAAGUGCUCGUCGCGCCGCCGCUAGAAAGACGGAGGUUGAGCUUUGACGCGUUUGGGAGUCUGCCGGUGUUGGAGGAGGUAAGGACACCGGCGGCGACGUUGGUGCGCAAGGGUGGGAGUCCGUUGCCGGUGUUGCAAGACGAGGAUGUGCUUGCGCCUGCUGUACCUGAGAAGAAGGUCGAGGAGAGGGACAUGGUGACAAUCGAGCACAAUGACCGGCCCAUACCGACUCUAGACAUCGCGGCGCUCGUAAACGCGCACAACGCAAACACAAAGAACGUGUUCGAUCCCAAGAGCAUCCUCACGAUCUCUGUCGAGGUGUUAUUGAUCACGGGCACGACGGCCACCGCCCUCCCCACCCCCUCAUCCGCAACAUUCCACGACACCGAAGCGCUCGCGAUCGUCCACCGCUACAAGUCCAAGCUCUCCGGUAACAGGCUAGUCAACACAAAAGUUUGGGCUUGGUACGGGAAGAAGUCGACCCCUGGCAAGCUGGAACACGCGAAGCUAUCGGGUCUGGUGCGGCGGUACGGUGUGGCGCUCGAGGAGGUGACGCAGAGCGCUGAGGGGGAAGAUGGAGGAGAGCUGGCGUGCAGGCAGGGGAGCAGGACGCAUUGGAGUUGCGAGAAUACGACGAUGCAUGUCGUUCGGUCUUUGCCUUCUUCUUCAACAUCGACAUCGACAUCGUCAGCAGAGCUGCUGCUGGCGAUCAUUGACGAGCUCGAUCUGAGCAUCGCGAACCUCUGCUCCGGAUUUUCAUACAUCCUCACGCUCCUCGCCUCGUCGUAUAUCUGGCACGGGCGCGGGUCGCUGGCUCAUGAGCGCGUCGUGGCCAGGAUAUACAUCAAGGGGCUGUUUGAGGGGCGGGAGGAGGAGGACGGAGGGGAGAGCGCGGAGUUGUUCUGGAUGAUGCUUGGGGAGAGGGAAACGAGACCGAUGUGGGGUUCGUAG